Phyllopteryx taeniolatus (common seadragon) is the source of this 2939-nucleotide messenger RNA. Its product is annotated as protein starmaker-like. The record is from RefSeq and is a predicted model, not a curated record. The transcript has 10 exons. The coding region runs from base 215 to 2113 and encodes 632 amino acids. NCBI's taxonomy places the organism in Eukaryota, Metazoa, Chordata, Actinopteri, Syngnathiformes, Syngnathidae.
AAUAAUAUACCAAGGCACUACAUGAACAGUAUUAGGCAUCGUGGAUUAAAUUAAACACUCCCAACAAAUUAUUAAAAAUAUACAUUGUAUUGAGAUAGUCUCCCUCUCUCUCUCUCUCGCUCUCUCUCACGUGUCUGUAUAUGCAAAUUUGCUGUACUCAAAGAGGAUUUCCUCCUCUAACCUUAAUCCUAGCGGCCUCGGCAAAUCUGCGGUCAUGGCUGGAUCUGAGGAGAAUUUACUGUCACCUGGUCAUCUGAAUGGCACAAAUGUAAACUUUUUCAACAUUUAUAGAAAUCUGAGCGGUACUAUUCACCAAAGAAGUCGAAUGAUGCGUCUGCAACAACGCUGUCAGGAGCUGAAGAACAGAGAGAGUGCAGCCCGACAUCACAACCAGCAGCUGCUGCAGCAGUUUAACAGGGCUCAAGACACACUAAGAGAGAUGAUGGCCACCACUGCUGCCAUGAAGACGAUUCGGAUGGAGUAUGAGCUGUUUCUGGAGAGCUCUCCCUACAGGCAGAAGCAACUCAAAGAGAAAGCACAAAUUCAUCACAGGAAGAGGAUGGAAGAGUAUUUAAAGAUGUCCACGACUUCUGUUGGAAAACCUUUAUAUUCUCAUAGUUGUAGCAGACAGACGCAGAGAGAUGCUGCUACAAAAGCGUACGAUGGACAAGGGGGUUCUUAUCCUCCCUACAUGGAGUGUCUUUCUUCUCAUUCCUAUUCAGACCGGACUAUCGCAGCUUCCGUAUUCCCUCCGACCUUACUUCCAUGUCCUCAGAGCUUCCAGCUCCAGCACCUCAUUGCCACUCCAUCACACCCCCAAUGCAGGCCCAGUCAAAAUACACCAGGCUGUACUCCCAGUCAGGCCAAGAGCCCCCGGUCGUCAGUGGUGUCCGAUGCAGAGGACACUGAGAUAAGCAGCAGCUCAAGAAGAAAGAGCAGUCAUUUAUCCCAGGAGCUGGAUUUUAAACCAGUCCGCCUGUCCAGUCACCAUGUUGAGAAUGGAGACAGCAGCGGCACAGAGUCCAGACAGGUGAAGAGUAAGAAGAAGAGGAGGAAAACAAACACCUCAUCAGACAGAGACAGAAGCAGCUCCAAGGAAUCAUCAACAAGGAGUUCCUCAGCUGCAGUGGCACAGACAUCUGAGAGCGAAGCCUCAUCACACCAAGGCAGCACCAGCAGGAGGAUGAGGAGGAACAUCGGUGGACUCGUCGCUGGAUUACCAUUGACGACAAAGAGCGAGACAGAAGACAAAGAAAGACGAGGGAGUCGUUCUGUCAGUGAAUCACAAACUGAAGAUACAGCGAGUCAGAGUCCUUCGAACCAAUCAGAGAGCAGCAGUGGGGACAAUUCACCAUCCCAGUCUGAGGAGUCAAGUGGUGGAAGUGACAUGGCUGUGAAAGGGAAAGACAAUGAAAAACUGGAAGAAGAGGCAGACAGCAAAAGUGAUGGAAAUGAAGAAGAGAGCAACAUGGAGGAGGACAAUGAGGAUGAAGAAAUGUCACCAGAGGAUGAGAGGGAGCACAAAUCCGAUGUAGACCAAGGAUGUGAUGACAUCUCAGACAAGCUGGACAAGGAGAAGAAAAAAACAGAUUUGGCUUUGUUGCAAGAUGAACAUAAAGACGAGGAUGAGAGAGAUGAUGAUGAUGUAGAAGAGGAGGAAGAUGAGUCAGAUGCAGAGGAGCAAAAGAGUGAGGCAGAAGAGAGAGAUGCAGAUGACAUCAUUUCACCCCAGCAAAGAAAACCCAGGGUGCACUUUAUUCCACAAGAGGGUUCUGAAGAUGACGGCAAGGUUGUAAGCAGAACAGGAACAUCUAAGGACUCAAGUGAACUUGGCGAUGAUGACAUUGAGGAUCUCCUUGCACCUCAACCUCAGACAAAUAUAAGAAGAAAAGGACACGAAGCAGUAGAGGAACCCAAAGGUCGGGCAACCACAGGUAUCAAGAUCAGACAAACAAUGUUUUUUUUUUUGUGGAUGGUCAUUUCAGGUUUUAUUUUCCAGUGGUUUGCAACGUGGAAAUUUUCCAAGCGGACCAGCAAACAGACUCUGACGAGUUUGACCAUUUUUAUGACUGAUUCCUACCUACCUCAUACUACAAGGAGCACGCCUACUUAAUAGUGGGUUUUUCUGCUACAGGAACUGGAUGACUACUCUGCAAAGAGAGUAAGAUGACAGCUGCCAAAUAUAGAGCAAUUCUUGAAGAGGACUUGCUCCACAGUGCUCUGGAACUCAGACUAGGGCAUCGAUUCACUUUCCAACACGACAAUGACCCAAAUCACACAGCCAAGGAGUGGCUUCAGGAGCAGCCUGUGAAUGUCACUGAGUGGCCCAGCCACAGACCAGACUUGAAUCCAAUCGAACAUCUCUGGAAAGACCUAAAAAUGGCUGUCCACCGACGCUGCCUAUCCAACCUGACUGACCUUGAGAGGAUCUGCAGAGAAGAAUGGGAGAAAAUGCCCCAAAACAGGUGUGCCAAGCUCAUAGAGACAUACUCAAGGAGACUUGAGGUUGUGAUUGCUGCCAAAGGUGCUUCAACAAACUAUUAAGUCAAGGGUGUGAAUACUUACAAACCUAUUGUUAACAUUUUGUUUUUAUAAAUUGCCACAAAUGUCUGAAAAUGUGUUUUUACUUUGUCAUUAUAGGCUAUUUUAUGUAGAUUUUUUUUGAAGGAAAACUAUACUCAAAUCAGCUUUAGAAUAAGUCUAACAGCAAAAUGUGGAAAACGUGAAUGGGUGCGACUACUUUCUGGUGGCAUUGUACAUUUACUGGCUAGAAAUGAUGAUCUAAAGAGAUCAAAUAUACAAGUGCCAUUAAAAAAAUCCUAAUUCAAAAUAAAACAUUUUGUUUGAUAAUGUCAUAACUAGAUUUAGUAUUGUGGUGGCAAUAUGCAUUGCUGAACAACUUGCCCCCUGAUAGUCCAAAAUAUUAAGCGACAAUCAGU